Messenger RNA from Mesorhabditis spiculigera, 2004 nucleotides. NCBI's taxonomy places the organism in Eukaryota, Metazoa, Nematoda, Chromadorea, Rhabditida, Rhabditidae. The record is from the annotation of a GenBank genome assembly.
AUGGAUAUUGGCCUCCUCCCCCUGCCCACCUUCGACGAACAACAAAGAUGCGACGAUUUCCACAGCACUUUGCUGACCCCACCGGCUGAAGAGUCAACCGUUGAUUGCCACGGCUUGCCGGCCGAAGCCUGGGGAUCAGCCCCGACGAGUCCCGAGGAUAGCGACGACUCAUCGGACAUGUACUCACCGUACGGCCCACCGAGACGAAACGAUCGACUUUAUGGCACCUCGCGCGAGACGUUCUUGGAUGGGCCAAAUGGCGAGAAGUUCCAUCAAACGCACACCAUCUUCGAGCGUCCCGUGGUGAGGCGGCCGCGGCAGAAUACCGCGCCGCGGUCUUCGCUCGGGCGAUCCGGGUAUUCGUUGAAGGACCUGCUGCCGAUGGACGUCACCUGUUCCCAUCAGCCGUUUGGUCAAGAGCUGUACGUUGCGCGUCGGUCGGCCCCGGUCCCAAUCCCAUCGCUCCGCGACUUCAACGAGUACAGGCCUGAUCAACGCCGCCAAGGCGCAGAAGUUGGAGCUCAACCGGAGCCUUUCACAAUCCGACCGCUCCGCGACUACGACGAGUACAGUCCUGAUAAACGCCACCAUGCCGCAGAAGUUGGAGCUCUACACGCGCCCCGGCCGGUGAUGGUCCCUCCUCCACCGCAGAUGGUACCAGCUCCCGUACUUCCGCCCCAACCCUUCCCAGUAAUGGUCCCGCCGCCACCCCCGAUCAUAGUGGACACCCCGUUGCGACCGAUGUGGACAAAGAAUAUCGUGCCGAUGCUUGGCGAAAACACGAUCGUCGAGCAACGAGCUAGCCCGGAUGCUGUGGCGCCGUCGUUGCUCAAUUCGGCCACGCGCAAUUCUUCUCGCGACAGCGGAUUCGGUGACGAUACGGCGGCCAGGAACACGGGCGUCACGCCGCCGGAUAGUGUCAACGGCGAAAUGGCCGGCGAUCGGAUGUCCAUCUCGCCGGAGCCUGUGGCCGUCACUGAUGCCACCGAACAACUUGUCGCCGCUGUAGAUGACCGUCAACAAGCUCGAGCCCAAGAUGUGCAUCAGUAUGAGCCUGAGGAGCCGAAGCCCCAGCUACCGCCUGUACCGCACUUGGGACAAGCGUCGAAGAACAACGCCACUAACGAGCCGGAAGUGAUCGAUUUGUGCUCGAGCGACGAAGAGGGAGAGCUCACAACGACGGCUUCAUCGGCUUCACAAGUGGCGAAAGGCGCCGACCAUCAGCCCGCUCCACUGGAAGCGCCAAAGCUUGAUAAGCCCGCCAAGCGCACCUAUGCCGAAAAUAUGGCCCUCGUCCAGCAGCAUCUCAUCGCCGAAACGGAAGCGGCACGGCAGCUCGGCCGAAAGAAAGCCAUGCAAGAGCACGGACCCACCUCGGCGGCCGCAUCAACUGAAUCGAUCUCGGGAGUGGCGCCUGCUACACGGCCCUCCAUCUCCAGACAAUCCUCCGUCGCUUCUUCAUUUUCAUCUACUUCUCUGUCGUCUUCGUCGACGUAUGCCUCUACCAAAUCAUCAUCAUCAACAUUUGACUACUCGCGCUCGCGGUACCGCCAUGCACGCGACAGAUCGCGGGAGCGGCGGCGCUAUCGGAGGUCGCGAAGUCGUGGAGGGAUAUCCCGUUCCCGUUCACGCUCGCGCCGCUCUUCCACGACGCCACAACCAAAGAAAUGGGUGCAACCGAGCCCGCCGAGGCGUUUCAAGGCUUCCCCAGUUCGCCCGCGGAAGGUUGAAAAGAAGAAGCCGGAGCCCAGCCGACGCGUAAGAUCCCGCUCUCCAACGAUUGAAAAGCGCAAAACUGGCCAGCCGCCAAAGAUAAGCGACGUCUUCGGCAACAAUGACUCGGAUGAUGAAGCUCUGCUGAAUCGACCCAUCACCCCACCGGCUCGAAUCCAAAUCAACGUCAAGCCCUCGUUCCGCCCCGGUAAAGCCAUUGCCGUUCUGUUGUUAAUUGUAUGCCUCGUCCUACUUCACCUCAUUCUCCAGCUCAUGCUCCUCCCCCACCCG